ACCGUGGCACGCGUCACGCUUGGCUCGCGUGCGUGUAUUCAAUUCGCAUCGUCGUAGGCUCUGUCAUAACCUACGAUACACACAAUGAAUGGAGAGAAUCUGUCCGGAUAAUCGUUUUUGAAGUUCGCGAUGACGGCUAACUAUUAUUUCGCGAUCGUCGGGCACACCGACAAUCCUUUAUUCGAAAUUGAAUUCAACAAUUCCGGGAAAGAUGCGAAGAAGGAAGAUUACACACAUUUAAACCAAUUCAUUGCACAUGCUGCAUUAGAUCUCGUCGAUGAACACACAUGGAAAACAACGAAUAUGCAUUUGAAAGUCGUGGACAAGUUUAACCAGUGGUACGUCAGUGCUUUCGUUACAGCGACCCAUAUCAGAUUUGUCAUGGUACACGAUAGCAAAAACGAAGAUGGCAUAAAGAAUUUCUUCAAUGAAAUGUAUGAAAUGUACAUAAAGUAUUCGAUGAAUCCAUUUUACAAGUUAAACACGCCUAUCAAGUCCGUCGGCUUUGAGAAAAAAGCACAGUUGUACGGAAGGAAAUACCUCUCAUCAUAAACUCAUGUAAUGUAAAACUACUGUAAUAUAAAAUGUAUUUACACAUCUAGUACGUAAGUAAAUUUACAGAUAUUGUUCUCAUCAGUAACUAAUUUGUAAAUAAAAACCUCAAGCUUCCUUCAAUAGAGAAA
This is a messenger RNA of Ceratina calcarata, 683 nucleotides long. It is a transcript of the gene Trs20, whose product is annotated as trafficking protein particle complex subunit 2. Gene Ontology annotation, biological process: endoplasmic reticulum to Golgi vesicle-mediated transport. The record is from RefSeq and is a predicted model, not a curated record. The coding region runs from base 130 to 552 and encodes 140 amino acids. The transcript has 3 exons. Lineage: Eukaryota; Metazoa; Arthropoda; Insecta; Hymenoptera; Apidae.